AUGGCUUUCAUGCACGCAUCAUCUGCUGAGGCUUUGCCCUCAGAUCUAGACCUGUGGGUUGACAACGUCACUCAAACAGGCGAAGAGAAAAGUCAGGAUCAUGAAUUUUAUCCGACUUCUAGCAGCCUUGAUACAGGCACUGUAGAAAUUGAGGUGCCAGGCGUGGGUCACGUCUAUCCCGACCCCGCUCUAUUUCUCUUGUACACAAAAGAACAGAUUGUAAACGGUGAUGGAUCACUCAUUACGGCGGCCGAUAACAGUGAUGCAACAUUAGUUAAUUACGGUGCACACGCCCAAUGGUCACAAAUAGACGUCAGUCUUAAUGGAACUGUCAUUUCACAGUCCAGCAUGACUUACCCCUAUAGGGCUUACAUUGAGGCGAAACUUAAUUAUGAUAAAAGUGCGAGAAACACACAUCUCCAGCAACGCCUAUGGUACGAGGACACAGCAGGUCACUUUGACUCCUUGGAUGGAGCGCAAAAUUUGGGUCUCGCAUGGCGUCGCUCUCGCACUGCAAACAGUAAGAUCUUUGAAACACUGGGCCCACUUCACAUCGACAUUUCUAACUCUAAUCGGCUCCUUCUCAAUAACUGCACGCUGCGAAUAAAACUGACAAGAAACCGUGAUGCUUUCACGAUCAUGUCGACAAAAGGGACAGAGAAAAUAAAACUUUUGGAAGUGAAACUUAUUGUUCGCAAAGUCACUAUCUCUCCCUCAGUUCUCUUGGGUCACGCACAGGCGCUCGAAAAGGCUCCAGCAAAAUAUCCCCUGAAUCGUGUGGAUAUUAAAACGGUGACGAUAACACAAGGGCUCCGCGACAAGACUAUAGACAAUCUCUUUAUGAACCAAUUGCCACAAAGAAUCAUCAUAUGUUUAGUUGACAAUAAGGCUUUCAACGGAGAUUAUAAGCUUAAUCCAUUUAAUUUCCAGCACUUUAAUCUGAACUACCUACAACUUCAAGUUGACGGUACGCCUGUCCCGUCACAACCACUGACACCUGAUUUCCCCGGAGAGCUGUAUACACAGGCUUACAACACACUCUUUAGUGGUACGGGUAUCCACUGGAAAGACGAGGGAAACAAUAUAAGUUGGAACGACUACGCAAAAGGCAACACUAUUUUCGCUUUUGAUCUCUCUCCUGAUUUAUCAGCGAGUAAGCCUCACUGGAACCUGCAGAGACACGGAACACUCCGACUUGAUCUCCGUUUCGCAGCCCCACUUCCUAACCCCAUUAAUGUGAUUUGUUACGCUGAGUUUGAGAAUUUGCUACAGAUUGAUAGGAACAGAAACGUCAUUAUUGACUACAACGUCUAA
Messenger RNA from Frankliniella occidentalis (western flower thrips), 1314 nucleotides. RefSeq lists its product as uncharacterized. Gene Ontology annotation, molecular function: ribonucleoside-diphosphate reductase activity, thioredoxin disulfide as acceptor. The coding region runs from base 1 to 1314 and encodes 437 amino acids. The record is from RefSeq and is a predicted model, not a curated record. The transcript has a single exon. NCBI's taxonomy places the organism in Eukaryota, Metazoa, Arthropoda, Insecta, Thysanoptera, Thripidae. Gene Ontology annotation, biological process: deoxyribonucleotide biosynthetic process. Gene Ontology annotation, cellular component: cytosol.